Messenger RNA from Toxorhynchites rutilus septentrionalis, 957 nucleotides. RefSeq lists its product as uncharacterized. Gene Ontology annotation, cellular component: nucleus. Gene Ontology annotation, molecular function: DNA binding. Lineage: Eukaryota; Metazoa; Arthropoda; Insecta; Diptera; Culicidae. The record is from RefSeq and is a predicted model, not a curated record. Bases 1 to 957 code for a protein of 318 amino acids. The transcript has a single exon.
AUGGUGAGGAACUAUCGGAAGGAUAAUAAUGCUCGGAAAUAUACUGUAGUUUCCACUGCAGAUUCAAUGCAGUGCCUUGAAAAAGUCAAAUCUGGAGAAAUGUCCCACGCAGAAGCCGCUAGGCAACUCCAAUGCAGCCGACAAACAAUAUACAACAAGCUAUGCGAAUCGCACCAGAAACAGCCCGGACAUCAGAAAGUUUUUACUGAGGCGGAAGAAUUAUCGUUUUCAGACCAUCUCAGCUGCUUGUCCGAUUGGGGCUUCCCCGUUGGAACCGAUGAUCUGCGAGAAAUAGUUCGAAUUUAUUUGACGAAGCAGGAAAGAAAAGUGCCAACUUUUGUAAAUAACAAACCUUCACGGGACUGGGUGGCACGAUUCCUACGCGAUCACCUGCAACUAAGCAAACGUUUUGCACAAAAUAUAAAGUUAAAACGCGCAGCAAUAACACGAGAAACAAUCGCAGAGUACAUGGCCAACUUAAAGGAAUCUCUGGAAGGUGUUCCGGCUUCCAAUAUUUUUAAUUACGACGAGAAUUUGUCAGAUGAUCCGGGUAAGAAGCUUGCUAUCUGUAAGCAUGGCUUAAAGUAUUUUCAAAACGUGAGGAACUUCAGUAAAUCUGCUGCUUCCGUCAUGUUUUGCGAAAGUGCAACUGGAGAACUGUUGCCACCAUACGUGGUGUUCAAGGCAGAACAUUUAUGGGAUUCUUGGCCACUUAAUGGCCCUCGAGGAACACGCUACAAUCGAAGUGCUUCUGGCUGGUUCGACGAAAGAAUUUUCGAGGACUGGUUCAAGACACUUUUUCUUCCAGCUAUAAGGCAUUUGAAAGGACCAAUUGCGCUGAUCGGAGACAACCUCUCAUCUCAUUUGAAUCCAACAGUUAUUGAAAUUUGCCGUCAAAAAUAUAUUAAAUUUAUCUGCUUGCCAGUUAAUGCAACUCAUCUGACACAACCGACGUAG